Rubroshorea leprosula is the source of this 1668-nucleotide messenger RNA. NCBI's taxonomy places the organism in Eukaryota, Viridiplantae, Streptophyta, Magnoliopsida, Malvales, Dipterocarpaceae. The record is from the annotation of a GenBank genome assembly.
GUAAUACCCCAAAAAUUUCUAGAAUAAAUAAGUGAGUUAGGGGUUAAAUUGUGGAAAAAUAUUGUUUUGGGCUUAAGAGCCAAAAUAUCCAAAGUUGAGGGGCUUAAAAGAGUAGAAAUUGGAUAAGGAUGGCUUAUUUCUUUUCUCCUUUUUCCUCUUUUUCUCCAGCCCGAUUCUGCUCUUCUUCUUCUUCUCGCUACAGCUCCCGAAAUCCCCCCUCCAAGCCGCCGGCACCAGCUUUGAAAAAUUGGUGAGAAAGCUUGGAAUUUCUCCUUCUUUCUUGUCCAAGAACCUGAUUUGGAACCCAGAAAUCUUUCCCCUUUGCUGGAAAUUCCAGAUCUGCCUUGCUCUGCUUGUCUUCACCGCCGGCUGCUAGUGGGUAUGGGUGAUUUCUGGGCUUUUUUUUGGGUUCCCGUGAGCUUCCCCUGCACUUGCCGCCGGCUUCUCUCCCACUACAGCUCCGGUUUCUACAGCUGGAGAAUUAUGGUAUGUGACAGCCUUUUAAGGCUUAAAUUGUUCAUUUAGUUUGCUGGCUGUGUAUGUCCGAAUUUUGCUAGAAAAAUGGGGAAGAAUUUGAUAGCUUUAGGACCAUGAUUUAGCUUAAUUGAAGUGGGAUUUAUGUGAUUGAGUGUUAAUUGAUUGUUGUGAGAUUUUUGGAGAGAAAACCCCGUGAGAUUAUCUAGUGUUUUGGCCAAUUUGUGGAAGUAGAGUUACUGUUCACGUCGUUGGUACUGUUCAUGGGGUACUGUUCACGGCACUGGGUGGUAUUAAUUCUUGAAAUAUUUUGAUUAGGUGUCUGAUCGUUCUGUCAGUUAGCACUAAGAUUGAGUGCUCGGUUUUAUGCGAGUGAGGUAAGUAAAUUUAUGGUAAUACCCGUACUGUUUUAAAAGCAUGUUUUGAUUUGUUUUUGAAGUGGUGGCGGGACUAAACUCGUUUUACACGAGCAUGACUGAUUUGAAGUGAAAUGUUUAUGUUUUUCAUUAAAUUGAGCAUGCCUACUUGAAAGUGAUUGUGAAUUGUCCUGACGAUUUGAAAGUGAUAGUGAAUUAUGAUUUUUUUGUUAACUUCUGCCUGUUUUGUCUCUGAUGUGGUCAUGUUAUUAGUGACCCUGCUAGUGGGGGAGGUUAUAAACGCUAGCACGUCGACAUGUUAGUGAUAGAGCCGGUUCGUUCAGUGGCCCUGCUAGUGGGGAUUAUACACUAGUAAAUCGUGUGCCUGCCAAUGGGAGGUUUAUAAACGCUGGCCAUGACCUAUAGAGGAGACGUCUAUUUUUUUUCCGUACCCGUAUCGGUUUUUCGUGAUUGUACUUGUUGGCAUGCUUUAAGUUUAAUAAGGGCACUCCAUGUUUACUUACUGAGUCUAUCUCAUAGUUUUUCUCAUAGUUUUUCCUUGUCCACCAUUUCAAGAAGUGAAACCGAAGACGGGGAAAUCACGGGAAGUGACGAGUUAGAAGGCUAGCCAUUGUAAUUGGAUAUGAAAUUUUAGAGAUAAAUCAUGAUCUCGUAAGCUAGAGUUUAUUGGAGAUUUAUGAUAUCAGAGAGAUUUUAUAAUUUGAUCUUCAGAUUUUGAUGGUAUCAGAGUGUGAAUUGGAUAAGUUCUGAGCCUUGUGCAUUUGUGGGACCCGUCUCACGAGUGCACGGCGUCUGUCGCGCCUCGAAUUCUGGUUUU